AUGACGCGCAGUGGUAUUUCUUUCUUAUGCUGCAUCCUGACCAUGUGUGACGAAAUGGUGGCUCAAUGCGGAAGAUGGAGCUAUUCUUGCACGGUUCAGACGCAGGGCUUUGCUCUGUCGCUCCAUGUCACGAUCUUUGCCCGUAUGAUCCUGUGUGGCUGGUUGGCCGUUUUUUGGUACGACUGCCGAUGGCAAAAGCUGUGCCAGGCCGAACCUGGAAGUUUGUUUGCGGAGGAGUGGGAGGUGGCUGCAGAAGUCAAGAGCAACAGUAAACAGCACCUUCAAACGACGCUUGGCUGGGCGAAAUGGCAGUCAUCCCGGCCACAGUGCGUUUUAUGUGGGGGUCUUCUCAAGGAGGAUCCACCGGUGACGAAAGGGCUGCGCAAGGUUCUGUGGCUCUAUUCCAGUUUUUGUCCACACGCCAUGGGAAAUGAGCUGUGCGCACAUCCGACCACUGAAGUGUCAUGGGUGCACCAGACCUUCUUCCCAAUGUACCUGGUGAAGGUGUCGGAUUUGCUGCAGAUGAGCGGCAGACCCAGAUCCCACGGCUUCCUGUUGCAGGAGAACCUGUUGCACGUGUGGAAGCCAGGCAUGUUCGUGAUCUUCAUCUCGCACCAGUGGCUGUCGAAGCUGCAUCCCGAUCCGCGAGGUCAGCAGAUAGGGGUUCUGCAGUCAGCAUUGAGACACCUUGUGGACGAAUCGCUGCACUUGAGUUUGGAUGGCCAUUGCGCUUUCCAUUUCGACGGCGUCAAGGCAACGGCGGAGCUUCGGUCCCAGAUCCCUGAAGCCUACGUUUGGAUGGACUGGUUUGGCGUCCCGCAGGCUACCUCACAGGAUCAGAAAGCCGGCAUCAACGAAGAUACGACGCAAUCUGAUGCAGCGAAAGCGAUUCAGAGCAUCCCAGGAUAUGUCGAGAGGUCGAAUCUCCUCGUCGCACUCGUGCCAGACCUGUUUCACACGGACACCGAUGAACUUUGCAACAGGAGUUCUUGGCUUUCGCGUGGUUGGUGUGAGGCGGAGUUGCUGUGCCAUAUACUCGCGAACAAGAAGGACACCACGGUGGUCACCAUAAGUGCGUCCAUGUCUGCAGAACUCACUGUUUGCCGUGUUGAGUGGGAUGCUGUCAAAAACAGUGCCUUCACGGUUGAAAGUGAUCGUUCUGUGGUCACUGAUCUGGUCAACAAAGCACUUUCUACCAAAAUUCGGCAUGCGACAGACUCCGGCAAUUUGGCCGUUGCGCGCUACCUUCUCGCUGGGCAGGCUGUCUUUAAUGACUUUGCAGUGAACGACUGGGAUGUGGAUUUCUUUUGCAAUCAUUUUCGUUUCUGUGGCCUCCCAGAAGCUGCUCAACAAGCUAGCCCCAUGACCGGCUUGCUGUGCGCAGUUCUGUCAGGCAACACGCGCAUGAUCCGAAUCCUUGUUGAAGCCGCGGCAGAUGUCCAUCAGAGAUGUUUUAAUCUGCUUGAUGUCUUCCGUCAGCCCGACGGGCACACACCUUUGAUGGUGGCGGCACAUACGAACCAAGAUCCUUCCGUCCUGUCUACCCUCAUCGAGCUUCGCUCUGAUGUGAACGCAACCGAGGAUUUUGGAUUGGUGCUGUCUCAUUUCAUCAAAUCGCCCGGACAAGUGCAAGUGCUGGCCCAAGCUAAAGCCGACAUCACUAGCGGAGGGCCUGUGGGAUCCGGUCCGUUGGUCACAGUUUCGGCGUGGUCAAGCUGUGAGACCGUGGCAGCCAUGAUCGCAUGCAGGUGCGAAGUCAAUGUCCAGGAAGAAUUCUUUUCUCCCCUACACACAGUUUCCACGACCUCGAAGCAACAUGCAGCCGAGAAAGCCCAGCUACUGAUUGGGCUUCGGGCUGACCUCGACAAGAGGGCUUCGUUGUCAGGUGCCUUUGGACUCCUAUGCUGCUGCUCACGGAUGGUCUCCUACAUCUCAGGUUUCGCAUCGUGCUCUGCGCGGACAAAGCUGUUUGGAAGCUACGAAGGUAUUACGCCAUUGGGCAUGGCAGCUCUUUUCGGGGACCAUGCCGUAGUUCGACUUCUUCUGCAAGCUGGGGCGAACCGAUCGAUUGCAAAUGCCCGGGGGGACCUUCCAGUUUCCUUGGCAAUUUAUCAGGGGCACCAGAUGGUGGCGGAUGAGCUCAUGAGCUUCUGA
Symbiodinium natans is the source of this 2154-nucleotide messenger RNA. The record is from the annotation of a GenBank genome assembly. NCBI's taxonomy places the organism in Eukaryota, Dinophyceae, Suessiales, Symbiodiniaceae.